AUGGCUAAUGUACCAAACCUGUAUUCUUUUAUGACUGGUGGUGGUGUUGCUGGUAUGCCUGCUGGGUUUCAUCAUGCUGGUCUGCCCGUUGGUGGUGUUCAUCCUAAUAAUGUAGAGCUCCAACCUGAUGGUAUUCCUGGACCUGCUGUUCCUGGCAGACCUCCUGUUAAUCCUCCUGUUGGUGUUCCUAAGGGUGUUCAACAAAGGCCUUAUACGGACCCUGCAGUUCCACACGGUCCUUGUGGUACUCCUGGUGUGCCUGGUGCUAUCCCUGGCAGUGCUGCAGGUACGAAUACUUGUUCUGCUGGUAUUCCUGGUUCUCACCAUACUGUACCUUCACCUACAUCUCCCAUUAAACCUCCUCUUCCUACUACUGCUAAACCUCUUGCACCGGCACAAUUUGGUGCUGCGGGUUCUUCUGGUACAUCUCUUUCAACUACACGUGAUGAUCUUCAAUCUAGUCGUCAAGGUGGUAUAAAGGCACAGGGUGGUCAUGGUGAUGGCCAACAUGAUGUGCCUCCUCAAGCUAAUAAGCUUGGGAAACAUCCUGACGAAUCCCCGGAUAAUACUAAACUUGAUAGUGGUGUUGCGCAGGGUGAGAAGGAGUUGGAAGAAAAUAAGCAAAAGGAGUUGAAAGAAGAGUCGGGUGACAGAUCAAAAGGUCAAGGUCGUGGGAAUGAAAAUCAAGAAGAAACUGUCGUAUCUCAUUCUCGUACUGUACAAGAUGUAAGUAUCAACCAGCCUAGUGAGUUGACAGAGCAAACAGAGAAUACUCAGAAGCAGCCAGUAUCCAGUAAGUCAGGUGAGAGGAGAACUGAGGGACAACAAGAACAGAUAAAGGAAACCACACAAGGUCCCCAACAAGAUAAUCACAAUACAGAAACAAAUGUCACAGGUACAACAAGUACUGACUCCCAUUUUACUGCUGACUCAAAACCACAUUCUACUACAGAAUCACAACAGCAACCCGCUGAAAUAACUCAAUCUGGUCUAUCUACUGAUGAUUCAAACACACUAAACAACACGAGCACAGAGCCCAACAGUACCACUGAUAAUGUG
Messenger RNA from Trypanosoma theileri, 1059 nucleotides. RefSeq lists its product as uncharacterized. NCBI's taxonomy places the organism in Eukaryota, Euglenozoa, Kinetoplastea, Trypanosomatida, Trypanosomatidae. The transcript has a single exon. The annotation marks the transcript as partial. The record is from RefSeq and is a predicted model, not a curated record.